Messenger RNA from Neocloeon triangulifer, 4254 nucleotides. RefSeq names its product eukaryotic translation initiation factor 4E transporter-like. The transcript is spliced from 18 exons. Gene Ontology annotation, molecular function: mRNA binding. Gene Ontology annotation, biological process: negative regulation of translation. Gene Ontology annotation, cellular component: nucleus; cytoplasm. Lineage: Eukaryota; Metazoa; Arthropoda; Insecta; Ephemeroptera; Baetidae. Bases 338 to 3559 code for a protein of 1073 amino acids. The record is from RefSeq and is a predicted model, not a curated record.
UGACAAAAGAGGUCGCGCACCUUUUCAUAACAACAGCCGACAUUUUCUCUGAGUGAAUCUUUUAUUUUGCACGCGAGCACAUUUAGCCGUAAUUUAGUAGAAUUCGCCGCGCGGAUUGAUCAUUGCCGGAGCGCGCCCGAUCGAGCCGCGCGCGAUCCUAGUAUUUUAAUCGUGAACCGUCUGUGAUAUUUUCUUAUUGAUAAGCAACUGUAAACAAAGGCAUCGAACCAGCAACUCUCUCGCUCUUUCGCCAACUGCUUUUACAUACUUUUCGCACCUAAACUAGACUUGUUUUACUCAAACUUGUUUCGCCACCUUUUUGGCCACGCACGCUAUCAUGUCUGAGGAGACAGUCAGCAAUCAGCAAUUGGAGUACAACAAUCAAUCGCCAGAGCAAUCAGGCACGCCUAAAAAUGAUGAGAUUGAGGAGCUGUCGGGAGAGCAGGAGGUCGUUUGUGAGGGACCAAAGGAGCCUCGGCUUCAGUAUUCGAGAGAUGAACUGAUGGCCUUGAAGGCACACCCUUUGUCCAUCCUACGACCCGAUUGUUUUGACCCAAGCAGGAACAAGCGAAUUGCCAACUUAAGCUGUAUCAAGGACUUUGGUCAAGCGGCCGCCGCUAGCCAAGGUGGGGGCGGCGGGGGCAGCCGCUCCUGGGAGCGAGGUAAGCAGGACUCUCCACCUCCCAGUGAUGACCCCAACGCCAUCGUGCUUGGACCUGAGAAGGUUCGAAAGGUAGGGGACCCACGUGAGCGGAUUCGCAAGGAGCAAGAUGGCAUUGUGCUCAGCCCACAGAGGCGCAGCUUCAACUCUGGGUGUUUUGUACCUGGUGGGGGUUUGGCUGCAGGGUGCGGCAUGGGGGCCAACGCUGUUGCCCCCAAUGCCCCCAGGAGGCCUGAGAGUCCACUGGGCAAAGGAGAUAGCAGAGAUAACGCAAUUAGGGAAAUUCCCUCUCGUCGCAUUGGUUCAGGCAGAAUCAUGAACCGCGAAAGGGAAUCUGAGAGUAGCACUGGAAGUGGUGGACGUGGCUGGGACUUCAACGACCGUAGCAGCGGCCGCAUCAGUAGCGAGAAGGAUGACUUCUCCUCUUUCCGAGGUCUCCGCGAACGCGAUCGAGACGAACGAUUUGAACGCCGCUCGUUCGGCCGCGAGUUUGAGAGGAAUGACAAGGAGCGACGUGGCGCUCAAGGUUCCAGAUAUGGCGACCGGCGCAGUCAUAAGGACGAUGAACCGGAGUGGUUCUCAGGCGGCCCUACUUCUCAACAUGACACUAUUGAGCUGCACGGCUUUGACGAAGGAGAGGGCAAGAAGAAGAAGAAGCAAGGAACACCACCAAAAGCAAAAUCUCCUGCUGCUCCCAAAGAUGAGGUCGAGGAGAGGAAGGUGGAGGAAAAGGUCAUUGAAAAGAGAGAGGAGCCAAAGGAAGUUGUUGGCAAAGAAAAUAUACAGCCACAGCGAGAUGUGCCGAAGGAGUCAUUCAACAUUGAGGAAUUUCUCAAGCAAGACAUGCAUGACUUCAGCCAAGUGUUUGCCUCUGGAUUUCAGAAUGAGGCUCCUGCUGAACAAAGUGGUGGCGGCGGCGGCGGUGGAUCACGGUUUAGCCGCUUUUUCAAGCCAGAUAGCCCAACUGAACACAGGAGAUCAUCAAUUCAGGAUGAGUUCAUUGGCAGUUUCAUGAAAGAAUUGGAUGAGCCUAAAGUGAAUAUCCCUGCGCCUGGUGGCUCGGAGGCCUAUUUUGCCCCAAUUUCUCCAGCAGCUGCUGGAAGUAGUGGGCCUGCAGCUGAUAGCGACAAGUCAAGCAACCUGCUUGCUAUGCUUCAGAGAGGCCAGCAACAGGAAAAGGUCCCAAAGAUAAGGGAGCUUGAGAGAAGUGGCCGACUGCACAGUGUGGAGGAAUUAGAAGCAAAAAUGCUGCAGCACAACUUAAAUGCCCCACGCCAGUCUGAGAAGGAUCAAGAGGCAUUCCAAAAACUGUUCAUGCAGGCAUCGCAGAGUGGAGGACCGGAACCAGCUGAACAGUCUGAUGUCAACAAGCAGGAUCGCAAAGACAUGCACCUUAAUAAACCGAACCCUGCUUCUCGACUCUCUGGCCGCAUCAUUUCACAGGGCAACAAGGACAUUGAUCCAGCUAUGUUUGGUGCUUAUUCUGAACAUCAGGGGCACCCUCAUCAACAGAUGCAUCCUCCUCCUCAACAACCCCAACAGCCGCAGCAGCAACAGCAGAUGCCUGCGGUCCCUCAGGACGUAUUGCUCAAGUUGCUUGAACUUCAACAGCAACAACAGCACCAGCAUCAGUCGCAGAGGCAGCAGCAGGAAAACAAGAUGCUUGGCCGUGGAAUAUUUGGCAGCACAGCCAUGACAUCCCCAAUUCCUGCUGAUGUGCAGGCUCUUGUGCACAAUGUGCACCCUAACCAUGAACUGCUGAUGAGACCUGAGGCACAGAACAUUAUGGACGGCCUUCGUCAUGGCAAAUUUACUGUCCAGAACUUGGUGCACCAGCUGCACAGUCAGAACAUCAACCCUCGCAUUAGGGAGACUGUAGCAGGUGUGCUCAAAUUGCACCUGCAACAGCAACAGGCUCGAGCUGUAUCUCCACAUGUGCCACCCAUGCACCAGCAGAUGCGAAUCACUUCACCCAUGAACGGUGGCGAUCUCAUGCAUCAAGGUUUGUGUCCAACCUUGGGAGGUGUUCUAGGCACCAGUCCUGUGCCACCCAUGCAGAGCUCUUCUCUGACGGUGCAGCACUCAGGAAUUCCUCAUCGCGUUCCAUCCCCACAUGAGCUUAUCUUGCACACUCGCCAGAUAAUGCAAAAUGCUUUGCUGAAGAAAAAGCUGGAAGAGCAGUCUGAGAACUAUCAUCGCAAACAGGAGAGGCAGAGAGCCAUGUCUCCUGCCAAUGUUAAACCAUCUUCGUCGUCCCCCCUUGCUUUCACCCCAACUUCUGUCCUCCGCAAAAUGACUGCUGAGAAAGACUUUGAUGGAGGAGCUGACGCAAAAUCAGUAGCUCGUUCUCACAUGCAAUUGGAGCAGCACAGCAACUGGAAGCCGAUUGAGCCUAUUGUACCAAAGCCUCAUCAGGGUCGACCAAUAGUGAAGGGCAGUGGCAGCCAGCAACAACCCCCUUACAACUUCCCUCCUGAGAUGGGUCGAGUGCCCCAGCCUAACAUGAUGGGCAUGCAGCAACGCAUGAUGGGCGCCCAAAAAAUUGGACCUCAGAAUUCCAUGCAGCAACAGGCUUUCAUGGAUCAGCAGAACGUUUUUCCUCAGCAAAAUAGAGACAUCCAGAUGGAAAAUAGUGGAAGCAGCAUUCUGCUGCAACAGCUAUUGUCAGGCCAAAGGUCUAUCAACUCGAUCAACAUGGCUCAGCAACAACCUCAUGGCGUUCCUCGUCCUCUACGUGGUCAGCAGGUUGAUGGGUCUGGAAGCUCAAACCUGUCUCAGUGGUUCUCAGGCGCCGGUCAGAUGGGAGUCAUGCCGCCCAUUCCCACAUCUAAUACAUUCAGUGUGGAGGAGCUGGAGCGCCGGCAGCAGCCCUCGACUGCCACCCCAGUGCACAACUAAACCUAUCAAAUAAGUUGAGUAGAUAUCCGAGUUGGGAACAAACUAUCAUCCAGCAAGUGCAAGCAAACUGGCAAAAAUUCAGCAGGCCGAAUCUGGGCCAGGCAUCAAUGUGAUAAAGAAUGAAUGCAAGCCGGGUGUCUGCUAGAUUGUUGAGUAAUUUUAGACUUGUACAAAGAGCAGAGGAAUCAUUGUCCUGCUACAGAUUGCAACUGAGAGAGGCUGACUAAUUAUUAUUAAUGAUCGUUUAGCGUUAGGAAGAUUCGAAGGAAGAAAAUUACUCGCAUACCGUAUUUUUAAGUUUGGUGCCAACACUUGUGGCCGAAUACUCGAUAGUUGAAUCAAACGAACCCUCCUCUCCUAAAUUGUCUGCUAGUCGGCAACCCUAACAACCAACCAAGCGAGAACUGAUCCAAGGUUUGAAAUUAUUCUGGACGUGCGCGCUUAACUCUUGACUUCAGUUGGCAUUCUGAAUAAAAUCCAACGUCAUUCCGUAAAAAAGAAAAUCAGUAAUAAAGAGAAGGUGAGAAGACUGGUAUACAUAAUUUACUUUUUGUCAGCGAUUCCUUAUUGUGGAAGCUCAAAUUGUUUCAAUUUUUAGGAUUAUUUUCUUUUCUUGUUCAAAAAAUUGAACGUAGCAGUUACAGAAGGUCAAGUUUGACUUGAACUCAAAACAAAUAAACAUUUUUUUCAAACAA